Messenger RNA from Hydatigera taeniaeformis, 6204 nucleotides. Lineage: Eukaryota; Metazoa; Platyhelminthes; Cestoda; Cyclophyllidea; Taeniidae. The record is from the annotation of a GenBank genome assembly.
AUGAUUGCUCACCUGCCACCUUGGCUGCCUACUGAAAAAGCAGUUAGUGUGAGGGAGGCGAAAGAUGUGGAGGAUGUUGAAGGGAAGAAGGAGGCAGAAUCGACCACAACAUCGUUUCUUUCCCUUGCCGGUCUCAAUUUGGAUCUGGUUCUGGAAAAUGGUGCUCGACUGUACAGCGCAGAUCUACGCGAAUUCGCCAAGGAAAAACCAUGUCCCUCGAAACGCGCUAAGAGAACUAGCAGUUAUAUGGACGAGAGGAUCGAAGAAGAUGCUUCGUCAUCGGUGGCUGAUGUUGACGUCUUUUUGGACAGGCGAGAGAUGAAUCGUCAACUGGGUUUGGAAGGCCAGGCUGGAGCCUUCAUUUGUAAUCUCCUGGAAUCCAAUCCUGCUACUUCAAUUUCUAGUCUCAUCUCGGAGGCAGAUUUAGCAGAUAGCGAUGACACAACCAGUGGUGAUAGUGAAGGGAAUGAUGUUGCAGCCACAUCCACCAAUGUCAUGGAAAGUGUCAAGCGGGCCUAUAAAAAUACCAAACACUCAAAAGUUAUAGCUUGUAGUACUGAGGCGGCAUCGGUCGCAGCGGCGGCAGCAGCAGCAUCGCAGACCGACUGGCCAUUGAACAGCAUGUGCGUACGUCUCCUGGCCGAUCUGUGGAACUGCCGUUGGGAGACUCGUCAUGGAGCUGCUUCAGGUCUCCGUGAGCUACUUGCCUUUCCUCAACACACCCGUCAAGCUGGUGCCAGAAAUGGCGCCUCUGAAAGAGAGAAUCGGGAGGCUAAUCGCGUCUACCUUGAAGAUGUAGCUGUGCGAGUUCUCUGUACUCUUGCUUUGGAUCAGUUUUCUGAUUUCGCCUGCGAUGUGGUUGUAGCCCCUGUUCGUCAGACGGCAGCACAGUUAUUGGGUGUUCUCUGUCUCCACUUGGACGUAGGGCAGGUGAGGCUAGUAGUACAACACCUACUCUGCCUUGUCUCCCUCCUCCGUCGUCAGCAUCAGGAACCACUGAAGCGAUCCCACACGCCCAAAGUCAAUUGGAUGGUGGUGCACGGCGGAUUGCUGGGCCUUAAUUACCUUCUUUCGGCUCGAAAUGAUCUUGCAACAGACCUCCUGCCUUUAGUCUACGGUCCUCUUACGGACGUUCUCUUUCCACAUUGUGAUACCAACAGCAGUGAUGUCACAAAGGAAAGAGUAGAGGCAGAGGCAGGCGAGGAGGAUCUUCGAUGUGCCGCGUGCAUUGCUCUCCUCGCUAUUCCUCGUGAUCUUCUUAUCGGUCAUAGUAAUGCCGUUGGCCACCGUUUGGUGCAUUGUGUUUGGUACCUGCUUGAACGGGCGUCUGUGGAGCUGUCUCCUGUCACAGGCCCCCUCUUAACGCUUGCUUCGAGAUUGAUUGAUCAUUCGAUCUCGCCUUUAGAGGAGGAACUCGGAGGAAAAGAUGCAGCUACAGCGGGGGCAAACAUAGGGCAGACCUCCGAGGCGGCGGAAGAAUUUACCAGACGUGUAGUUUUGAUCCUCAGCUUCCUACACCACUCCUCUUCCGAUAUUCGUCAAACUGCCAUCCAGACUCUCGAUUCUUUGCUGUUUCUGCGUAUUUCUAAGAUUCACCAUCAAAUGGAACCUCCUUUGCUGGAGUGUGUGUUCGAGCAGCUCUUCCAUCGUGUCCUCUUCGAACUUGACCCCAAGAACAUUCGAUCCAUCAGCGAUCUUUGGCACAGAUUGGUCAAUACGGUGCCGGUUGGGCUGCUGGCACAAGCCACUCUCAAUCGUUUGGACUUUUGGCUAUGUCAGGCCAUGCAACCCACAUCCAUGCCCUUCGCCGACACUAUGCUGCGCAUCCAAACUUCUGCCACCAACCACGAGACAGCUCAGGCCUACUACAUCGGUGGCUAUGAGUUGGGCGCCACUAGCGAACGUGUACGACAAAGUUUGGCCCUCGAGACACGAAUCACUGCCACUGCACUACUGGCGAGUCUAAGCAGUCGAUUGUGCGAGAGUAAUCUUUCUACGAUUGUUGCGGCUCCUGCUGCUGGCACGGCAGAGCUUACCUCGAUGGAAGUUGAUGGAAGCGGAAGCAGCUAUAGCUCCGAUAGGGAGAUGUCUAUAAGCACCUACCUGUUGGAACACGUAGUGGCCGGUACACAUUUGCGAGACCGUCUGGGCAUGCAACGCUUUAUUGGCAGUCUCCUGCUAGCUGCGUGGCCUCCUGAAGCUACCUUCAACACCGCUGCUACUAUUGAUGCUAGUGCUAACAGCGAGUUGCCGAGUCGGUUGAACAGCUGUCUAACAAAUGUGGUCUACUACGAGGAAAUAUUAGGCGCUUUCAAGACAAUGCACGAGGAUUGUCACCGACUGAGGGUUCUCUGCGAUGCCGCAAAACUGCAAAUUAAUAUGGAGCCUCCGAAGGCUGGUGGAAGCGUCAUGAACUUGGUGGAGUGCAAAACACUUUUGCAGCGCGUUGACGCUGAAUUGGCUACGUACGGUCCUGCUUCCACCUCUGCCGAAACCAGUGGGAUUAAACUAACGGAAUUGGCACUUGAGGAGCUUCAACGCGCAUUACAAAAAGCCCAACUAUCUGUCAGUCGAUGCCUUUCUUUGCAGCUCUUCUGGAGUUCGCGCGUGGAACUCUCUCUGUCCUCAGCUAUAGUAAACUUUGGUUGGGUCACACCUGGCCGUCUGACUCCCCUUAUACGUCCUUUUAUGGACACAAUUCGUGGAACCACUGGCAGCGCCGCUGGACAACCUCUGAAUGACUUUGACCUACCACAACCCAGUGAAAACCUCCGCCUUCAGCGUCUUGCGGCAUGGAAUCUUGCUCGCCUCCUUUGGAGCGAGUCUCGUCAAACAGUAUCCAGUCCGAGAUCAUCUGCACCAUUGUUCCCGACUUCAAAGGCUUUGGCUAAAGUGACGCAGAACUUGGCCAAAUACAUACUACCAGAUGAAUUUGCUGAGUGGGACGCUCUGGUAGUGAAGGUAAUGGGAGAUCGUGGAGGAGAGGAUGUAUGCUUGACGGCGCUGCUGAUAAAACAAGCGGAGGAAAAAAUGUCCACAAAUGGGGAAAAGGAAGACCUUAGUGUUUGUAGUGGUGGCUUUGGCUCUACGAUAGCAAGUCCAACUGGGUCUGUAGCUGCAGCAAUUGCAAAGCAAUCCAUAUCACAACUUCGCCGCUGUGGCAGUUUGAUGACACUAGUUGCUCUUCUGCAAACCUUUACUGCGGAUGUAGACUUCACAAAAUCCACUUUAGAGGAGGUUCUGGCUCAAAGGCUUCCCACACUGUGGCAGCUUCUUUGGCUCGAACCCCUUGUUAUUCUACGUCGAAGUGCCAACAGUUCCGUCGAAGGUGGAUUUAGGGAGGAUGUUGAAUUUCUGCAUCGACUACAAGCGCUGUCCCUAUCCGAGCCAAGUAGUCAUGAAACCCCAGCUUUAGUCAUGGAGGUGCUCUGUCGGUGCCUAUAUCUCCUACCAGCGGUUAUCUUUGUUGCAUUGUCACAUUCCACCAAUACUACCACCAUAACAACAAGGCUUAUUAUCACGGGUAUGGUCGCUCUGACAAUAUGCUGUCUUCGUGUCAUCUCCACAUCGUCUUCAUAUUCGUUAUUGUCGCCACGUCUUCGCUUCACCGCGGCGCAUACUCUUGCUGUCAUUGCCGCCUCCCACUUCACUCUCACCGUUACAGUCCUCAAUUCGCUUCUCCUUUGUGUCAUAUCCGCCGACACCAUAUCAGAUAGUGAUAGGGUGGCUGUUCUAGCGGCUGUCUGUCGUAUCCUUUUAUUUAUCUCCAAUGGCUACUUCGACUAUGAGAUCAUUGAUUGCAUUCUGACUCCCCAACCCGAAAAUAAAGUCUUCCUCGGCCUUCAGCUGGUUCCCUGCAACCAGCCUCUCUCACCACAUCUCCAUGGCGUCACUUUCAAGGAGGUUGGCAGUCCUCCCACUGAUGUCUCAGGAUCAGCAUCGACACCAACACCACUGCAGUCCCUUUUAGCUUAUGUGGUGAUAAUGGUGACAUCUCUUGUGCUACCGCACUUUGCUGACACACGAAGCGAUGUACGGCUCCUUGCUUCCAAUGUCUUUACCAAACUCCUUGUCCUCCUGCCUUUCGAGAAGAUACUGAAGUUUAUCUUGGGCACCACUGCCACGGGCAUCACUCUUGUUAGCAAAGGCUCUUUUUCCGUUCUCAAGGAGUCCGCCCCAGAACUGACCGAUCCUGGCCUUCCUCUGAGCCUGCAGAGAGCGCGAGAGAAAGGUCGCCACUUCGUUCAGUGUCUGCUGCGUCCAAGGGACAUUCGCCUCUACGUUCCGGACGAAAAUGUUCGUGCAGAGUUGCGACCCUAUCAGCAGGCAUGUUUGUGGUGGGCCCUCAAUGAGCGGUUGCUUCAGAGGAAUUUCGAAGGCGUAAACUGGCUGCUCUUCCUCAAACAGUACGGUCUUAACGGUAUCUUGGCAGACGACUUGGGUCUGGGCAAGACCUUGCAGACUAUCUGCGCUCUCGUCUCCCAUCACGGCCGCAAUAACCGUAACUGUUCCCACGUCUGUCGCAAGUCAAGCAGCAGAGAUAGAGAAGGCGGUAUCUCGUUGGUGGUCUGCCCAGCCACUCUCUGCACCCACUGGCACUCCGAAGUGGCACGCUUUGUACCUAACUCCCGACUACUUGCACCUCUCGUCUAUGUUGGUAAUCCGGAUCAGCGAGCAGCCCUUCAGAAGAGGAUUUUAGACGGUUGUAACCUCCUGAUCACUACAUAUGAAGUGAUCCGAAACGAUAUUGCAUUCUUUCAGAAAACGUUUUGGGAGUACUUGAUACUUGAUGAGGGUCAUAUCAUCAAAAAUGCCAAAUCAAAGAUUUCGUGCGCGGUGAAGAGGUUGCGUGCCCGUCACCGCCUCAUUUUGACGGGCACGCCGGUGCAGAAUCGGGCGAGUGAGUUGUGGUCGCUCUUUGAUUUCCUCAUGCCCGGCUUCCUCGCUCCCUCGGAGGGUGCUUUCAAUGCUCGCUUCGGCCGUCCUCUCCUUGCUACGCGCGAUCCAAAGGCCAGUGCCCAGGUGCAGCAGGCAGGUCAGCAGGCGCUGGAGGAGCUGCAUCGCAUCGUGAUGCCUUUUGUUUUGCGCCGUCUUAAGGAGGAGGUUCUGCAAGAUCUCCCCCCCAAGGUCAUUCAAGACUACCUCUGCACCAUGACCCCUCUCCAGUCAAAACUCUACGAAACCUUCUCAAAAACACUUGAAGGACAAGAAACCAUAAACAUGACGCUGGACGAUUCCACCUCCACUGUACAUGACUUGAAGGGCACCGCUGGGGGUUUCCGAUCCAUAAAGUACCUUUUGGCGGUUUGCAACCACCCUAGUCUGGUUCUUUCUCCCGAACAUCCUCUUUAUGACUGGGCGUUGGAGCACUGCUCAGAAAAUAGCUGUGGGUUGGAUGACUUUCGCCUUUCAGGGAAGAUGAUGGCGCUAAGGCAACUCCUGAUAGACUGCGGUUUUGGCGACUCUCGAAGCAUCGGUAACAACAGUGGAGGAGAUGGCAUCGGAGGAGGUAGUUGUUUAGCUGAGGAUGCGCUGUCGGUUGCGGAGGUUGAGGAACAGAGCGAUCUCCUGAGGCAACAUCGUGCCCUCAUUUUCUUCCAGACUAAGAAGAUGCUCAGCCUUGUCGCACGUCUACUAGAUACGGAAUUCAAGGGCCUCGUGCAUCUACGUCUGGACGGUAGUGUCUCGCUAAGUGCUCGUGAGGCCUUGGUCACUCGUUUCAAUGCCGAUCCUUCUAUUGACGCCCUCCUCCUUACCACCGCAGUCGGUGGCCUUGGCCUGAAUCUGACGGGCGCAGACACGGUAAUUUUUGUAGAACACGACUGGAAUCCCUGCCGUGACCUUCAGGCCAUGGAUCGAGCACACCGCAUCGGUCAGCGACGUGUGGUUUCCGUCUUCCGCCUUCUCACUGCAGGCAGCAUCGAGGAGCGAAUUAUGAGUCUGCAGACGUUCAAGCGUCAUGUAGCACGCACCCUCAUUUCCCAACCCGACAAUCAGGCGCUGGGAGAGAUGGAUACCAGUCAACUGAUUGAUAACAUGGCGGCAGCAGCGAUGACAAGGGAAGGUGUAUCGGUGCUGACAGACAAUAACACUGAAAGUAGUGCGGAAAAGGGACUGAGCUGGGGCGAUGCGGAAGUGGAAGAGUAUGCUGCAGAGUACGAUAUGCGCGAGUUCUUAGCCCGGCUGCCUCGAGACGACUGUUAA